UUCAAGCCUUUGCGGCUCAAGGGCUCAACGUCAAUGACAUGGUUACUCUUGUCAUUGGUGGCCACAGCGUCGGUGUUAUUCAUUGCAGUCUCAUCCAAGACAGAAUCGCUGACCCUUCCAUGGAACGCACAUUGAAUGCUCAGUUGAGGAACCAAUGCCGUGCCCCGAACGACCCAACGGUGUUCUUGGACCAGAGGACUCCGUUCAUAGUGGACAACGGACUGUGUUUGGAAGUUCUAAGACAGAGAGGAGUCAUGAGGAUUGAUCAGAGCCUCGGUCUUGAUGGAAGGACCCGAGGGAUUAUCUCGAGUUUCGCCUCAAACAACGCCCUCUUCAGGCAGAGAUUCGCUCAAGCCAUGGUGAAGUUGGGGACCAGCAGGUUCCUUUCUGGCCGUGCCGGUGAGAUCAGGAGGAACUGCAGGGUCUUCAACAACGGCCGUUGAUCGAACUUAACUGUCAUUACUUCUGUUUCAAUUUCCUUUAGUUCAUCGACCGUGUACUUUCUUUCUAAUAAUCUGUCGAAUGUGUGCUUUUCCUUGUACUCUUGUAUUUUUUUUCUUUCUUUGUACUGAUUUUUGUUCCAACUUAUUGAGAUUUUCCGUUUGUUAUGCUCA
Molecule: messenger RNA, 614 nt
Organism: Tarenaya hassleriana
Lineage: Eukaryota; Viridiplantae; Streptophyta; Magnoliopsida; Brassicales; Cleomaceae
Product: peroxidase 44-like
Exons: 2
Coding region: 39-443 (134 amino acids)
Biological process (GO): response to oxidative stress
Molecular function (GO): heme binding; peroxidase activity
Source: RefSeq, a predicted model, not a curated record